AUGGGCUUUAUCAACCGCCUGCUUGGCCGGAAGCAGAGCCAGCUCCCGCCCUUCGACUUCGCCCGCAAUCGAUUCCGCGCAAAGAAGACAUGGCCGCCCAAUCUCCGCGAGCUGACCGAGAAGCAACAAUUCCACUUCGAGCGCAAGUUCAAGCGCCGCACACGGCUGAAGUCGAUCAAGCCAACUUGGAAUAAGUGGACCAAGAUCGUGCAGUGGAGCAUGAUCAGCUUCAUCGUCGUGCACGGCAUCUUCUUCUACGACUUCGCCAACGAUCCAAUGAACCCAGAAAAGGGCAAGCAGCCAUUCCAGGGACUGCGAGACAAGAUGUGGGCGAUACUCGGCAAUUUCUACACGCAAAGUCCAUCUACGGUUGUAGUGCCAGAUCGAGGGGCGAGAAGGGUGGAACCGAUGGGCAGUCCUCGGGCUGGCGUGGAGGAGUUCGACAAUGCGAGUCCCAGGGCGAAGUGA
This is a messenger RNA of Macroventuria anomochaeta, 468 nucleotides long. RefSeq lists its product as uncharacterized. The record is from RefSeq and is a predicted model, not a curated record. NCBI's taxonomy places the organism in Eukaryota, Fungi, Ascomycota, Dothideomycetes, Pleosporales, Didymellaceae. The coding region runs from base 1 to 468 and encodes 155 amino acids. The transcript has a single exon.